AUGAGUUUAAUCGUACCAACAACAUUUUCAUUUUAUUCUCAAACUAAUAAUAAUGAUGAUGAUGAUGAUGAUGAUAAUAAUAAAUCACCAUCAAUGCUAUCAGCAUUAUCUUCUAUGACAAGUCAACUACAUCAAAGAAAUUUUCUAUCACCAUCACCCAAUCCAUCGAUAGUACAUCGAGCAAUACAUUUACAAGCUGGGCCAUCUAUUGAUAGUCCAAAAGACUCGCGUGAUGAGGAAAAUGAUUUUGAUGAUAACGCAUCAGCUAGAGAAAAUCUUCGUUUUGCACCACGAAUUAUUCAUGCACGUCGUCCAGUGCCUAAUUCAACUCAAUUAACAACAAGUCAUCAAAGAUACUCAUAUCCUCCAAAACCUAAAUCUGAUCUACUUUUUAUUCAAGCACCACCAUCUAGAUCUACUACAAUGCCAACAAAACGAAGUUCAUUACACAGUGGUAGAUAUACAUCUGCUAUUGAUAAUCAAGCUGCUUUUAUUGCAACAAAUACUUUGCAAGAUUUACGUGGUCAAACACUUCUUCAUUUAGCUGCUCGUCUUGGUCAUGACGAAAUCAUGCGUUUACUAAUCAGUGAAACUUCACAAGCUAGUAUGUUAAUGAAUAAAACAGGACAAACACCAUUAUUAACAGCUAUUGCAGCUGGCUCAAUAUCUACAGCUAUUUUAUUAAUGGAAACUGAUCCAAGAUCAAUUAUUGUUAGUGAUAUCAAUGGUUCUAGUGUCUUUCAUUAUGCAUGUGAAUAUUGUAAUGAUUUUGUUUUACAUCGUGCUAUAGCAUUAUGUAAACGACUUAACUCGACUAAUGAUCGAAUAACUGCAUUAUGCCGUAUAACUGAAAGAAAUAUUGCUGGCAAAACUCCAUUUGAUAUAGCUAUAGAAAAAGGUCAAUUAAAAUGUAUAAAGCAAAUAGUUUUAUCACCUUGGCUUGAAGCAAAUAUUGAUAUGCGAGAAUUAAUCGAUGCUCGUUCAAUGAAAAAUGCAAUUGAUAAAGAACAAUUAGAUAUUUUAACAUUUUUUGUUUCAGAACCAAAACGGUUUGCUUAUAUUAUUCAUUUAUUAGUGAAGACCAAUGAACGAUAUUUUAAUUUGUUAGAAUAUGCCAUAUUAUUAAAAAAGAAAGACAUUGUUCGAUUAUUUGUCAGUGUACAUAUACCGAUUGAACAAUAUGAUUUUCGUUAUGAAUAUAAACAAUUUUUAAAACAUUAUAAUGAGCCAUUUGCUCAAGAAAAUUCAUCACAUUUUUAUCAAACACCAAUACAACGUAUGUUAACAACACCUGAAUGUGUACCAUUAGUACCACUUAUAUUAGAACAAUUUGUUAGUGAUCAGGGAAUUGAUUUAUCGAUUGUUGAUGAUUGCUUAUAUGCCCGACCGACGAAAACAACAUGUAUAUUUGGACGAACAAAACAUUUUUCAACAAGUAAUUGGCUUCAACAACAUCCAUUAACUUUAAUUGCUAAAGCUGAUUUUAAAGAUGUAUAUGAUCAUCGUUUAGUUCGUUUAUGCGUUGAUUUAAAAUUUAAUUUAUUUGGAAAUUUUCUUUAUUUCAUUAUACUUUGUUGUCAAUCAACAUUUGUUGCACUUUAUACAGGUACUGUUUUAGGUUCACCAACACCAGCUGAUCAAGGUACAAAUUAUUAUCAAAUGGCUAAUUAUUCAUGUUUUGAUUUAUGUGUAACAUUAGCUAAUGAUCCUCAAAAACCAGCUAGAAAUAGUCCUAUUAGUGCCAUCAUGUAUUCGGUAGAUGUAAAUGAAUGUACACGUGAAACAGGAAUUCGUUGUUCAGUUCAAUGGAUGGCUGGUGGUAUUGGUCUAUUAUCUGUUUGGACAUCUUUAUUAUUAGUUUUUAUGAAUGGUGUUAAAUUUGGUAAACAUGGUCUUUUAUUUAUAACUGUAUAUGGAACAUUUCUUAAAUUUAUUGCUGUUUAUUUUCUAAUUUGGAUUGGUUAUAUCUUAGCUUUUUAUAUGAUUUGUAAAGAUAUAUUGGCACAAUUUCAUUUUUUAAAUUUUAUACCAAAAUUAUUAGUUAUGUUUGUUGGAGAAUAUGAUAUGGAUGCAUUAUUUUUUCCAAACAAUUCAUUACUGCCUGGUGCGGAAGCUGCAAUAAUACUUUACAGUGCUUAUAUAUUCACCAUGUUUAUUGUUAUGAUGAAUAUAAUGGGUGGUUUAGCCGUAGUUGAUGUAAAAGAACAUCGUUUAAAUGCCAAACGAGAACAUUUACGAGCACGUAUUGGUGUUGUAUUAGGUUUUCAAGCACGUUUAGGUGGGUUUUGUGAAACCAUUGGUAAUAUAAUUAAAAGAUUAUCUAAAAAUGUUCGACUAAUGAAUUUUUGGGAAAAAUUAACUUUUACUCCAUUAACAUAUGAUUUACGUAAACUUGAAAUACGUUCAUAUCUAAUAAACAUUCCUUAUAAUCUUAAUCCAUCAUAUUCUUCUACCUUAACAUCACGAAAAAAACGUAAACCUGUCAUAUCUCAUCCAUCGGUGUCAUCAUCAUCAUCAUCAUCAUCAACAGUUAUUGGAAUAUUUGAACAAAUACAAACAGAAACAGGUUAUUAUUAUCAUCAAAAUACAACACGUGAUGAUAGUUUAUUUAAUGAAGAACAAAGUACACGUUUCUUAAAAAAAAUCGACGAUGUACGUGAUACAAUUGAAGAAUCAGGAAUACGAACAAAUAAUGAAAUAAGAAAAAUAGCAUUAGACUUACAAAAUGAGUUGGAAGAUAUUAAACGAAAAUUAAUAGAACAAUAA
This is a messenger RNA of Rotaria sp. Silwood2, 2766 nucleotides long. The record is from the annotation of a GenBank genome assembly. NCBI's taxonomy places the organism in Eukaryota, Metazoa, Rotifera, Eurotatoria, Philodinida, Philodinidae.